CAGCAGCCCCACAGUCCUUCCCACCACUGGGGCCAUGAUGAGCAAAAGGGAUGCUUCGUCACCUAUUUGUCAUGCAGCUUUUGUGACGCUGAUAUGGCUGAGUUGGAAUGCGAUGUUUCCAAACAGAUUGCUUUUUGUGCUCCAUGAUGCUCCUCCGGUGACAAGGCACUUGCGGUGUGCCCGACGGGCAUUUGAAGCGAGCAGCAUCCAAUUGCCUAGGCAUCCCACAAACGCCAAAACAAACAAACUGUUGGAGACGGCUGAACACUUAGCAAACUCGGUGCUGACCAACAAAUCUGUCCUAUCAAGUGGUGCUGCUGUGAAUGAUCCUUUUGAUCUUGAAGAUCGAGUGUAUGCAAACACCUAUGUCAAUUUGGGUUCUGCCAAAGUAGUGGGAUUCGAUUAUGAUUACACCCUUGUGAGCUACAAGCCGGCCAUUUUACAUUUGAUUUAUGAUUUGGCAAAAGAGCAGCUUGUUUCCAAAUUCAAAUAUCCCAAAGAGCUCCUGGAUCUGCCUGGCUAUGACCCGAACUUUGCGAUCAGAGGCCUUGCAGUGGAUUUGGACAAUGCUUGGAUCUGCAUGCUGACACUGCGAUAUCGAGUUUCGAUUGCUUUUUUCGGCCGGGAACGUGUGGACCCAAUGAUUGUUCGACAAACUUACAGAAGUGAAACGGGUUCAGGCAUCCUCCCACCGGAGGAACGGAAGAAGCGUCUCAAGCCUUUGAAUGACCUUUUCAGCACGGCGGAGGCCUGCCUUCUGGCCGAUGUAGUGCAAUGGUUUCGAUCUCGAAACAUUCCUUUCGACCCUCGAAGCGUGGUGACAGAUGUUUUGGGGGCCAUUACCCAAGCGCAUGUGUCCGGCCAGUUGCAUCGCACGGUUGGCCAUGAUUUGGAGAGAUACAUCGAACCAGAUGGACAGAAACUGCUCCAAUUGCUGGACAGGUUCCGAAGUGCGGGCAAGAAGUUAAUGCUUGUCUCCAACUCACCAUUUGAGUUUGUGAACAAAGGAAUGGUCUAUGUUUGUGGAGAGGACUGGCGGAGUCGUUUCGAUGUGGUAGUUGUUUCCGCCGGCAAGCCAGGUUUCUACACAGGCACCCGCCCUUUCAGAGAGGUUUCAACACGCACUGGCAGAAUCAAAUUCAAACCCAUUACGUCCUUCAGCGCGGACGAGGUCUACUGCCAAGGGUCCAUUGGGGAGUUAGUUCGCUUGAUGGGGUGGACCAAGUCUCACCCCACACAGGAUAGACCGGACAUAGAUGGGUCCAACAUCAUGUACAUUGGUGAUUCUCUCUUUGCUGAUUUAGUUGAUGCUCGGCGUCUUUAUGGUUGGACUACCGGUGCCAUCAUCAGGGAAGUGAGCCACGAGACUGCGAUCCAGGCAAGCCGAAAAUGGCAAACAGCCUGGAAGGUACUGCAAAUCUUGACGCUUUGUGGCCGCGAAUGCCAAACAACAUUUUUUUCGCCAACUGCGGAUCCAUGUGGAGCCUACUCACAGGCGGACACCAAAAUUUUAGAUGAUCUAGAAAGCCUUGCAGCUGACUGGAGGAGUUAUUUGGAUGCCCUCCUCAAUCCAAACUUCGGUUCCAUCUUCCGAGCAUCCAGGGAUAAUGGACAGACAGCUCAGCCAUCUUUGUUUGCGCGAUGCUUGCAGAGGCACGUGGACUUCUACACUUCCAAGGUUGAAAACUUGGGGCUUUACUCGACUGAUCAUCGCUUUUACCCAGCAGACUAUUCCAUUGGAGUGCUCCAUGAAGUGUUGCACUUGACAGAUCCUGUUUCAGAGGUCCAUGUACUCUUGGUGCCUGUACGUUUGGCUUCAGUCAUGGACAAGACCCUCUUGCAGAAAGAUGACGAGGGCAAGUUUAAUCCUGAGACCGGCCUUUCAGUACCUCAAGUAGCCAUUUGGAUGGUGUUCAUCACCAUUUUCAUGGACACACUGGCGGCUACUAUCUCAACUCCUGCAUUACCCUAUUAUGCCCGUUCCUUUCAUGUGAACAAUGCAGCUGUGGGCUAUUUAUAUGCAUCAUGGAGUUUCACAUCGGCAUUUUGCGCACCCCUUCUAGGUCAGCUUUCGGACAAAUGGGGAAGACGCACCAUUCUCCUCGCAUCUCUGUUGGGAGCGGGGCUCGCAAAUUUGGGCCAGGCACGUGCGGCAAGUUACUAUGAACUUCUUGCUUGGCGUGCUUUCUCUGGAGUUUGGGCUGCUGUGGGGAAUUCGGCUCAGGUCUACCUGAGUGAUGUUUGCUCGUCACUGGUCUUAGCAGAUUAUAUGUCAAAGCUUUCGGCGGUUCCCAGCCUUGCAAUGACUUUUGGCCCUGGUUUGGGAGGUGGUCUCUCAAAGUUUGGUUUGAAUAUCCCAGUCUUGGUUGAUGGGAUUUUGUCCUUGGCCGCUGCUGCCCUUUGCUGGGUUUACUUGCCGGAAUCACCUGCAUGGGCCUCGAAAAAAGCUGCAGAUGCUCAGCCCAAAGGUGACCAAAAGCAACCUCAAAAAAGUAUUCCUAGUAGCGUGUAUGUGCUUGCUAUUUCCGGUUUCUUUGGUGGAAUAAGUUUUGGAACGGCCGUGUCGAUGACCGCGAUCUUUCUGGAUGCAAAGCUUGAAUUUGACUCUCUCCACGUUGGUUUCACAUUUGUUCUCACAGCCAUUGCCACCUUGGCCACCAGCAUUUGGGGAACUGGAUCCGUGCAGAAGGCUGUUGGAUUGAAGAGUUGUGCAGUACUUGGAUCCAUUGUGAGCGGGAUUCUCACUAUCGGGAUGGCUUUAAUUCCCGGCAUAUGGCCUACUCUGGUUUUCAUGUGCCUGUCGCGGGCUGGCACCACCCUGCGCGCCGGAAGCAAUGGAACGAUCCUUGCUAACUUCACAGAUGCAUCGAACAGGGGAACCGUUUUUGCACAGCAGCAAUUUGCAAUGAACAUGGGGCGACUUGUUGGUCCAGUGGUUGCCGGUCACCUUGCAGUCACGGAUCCUGUGGUCCUUCCGAUGGUCUUCUCCGCAGCUUGCUCCAUCCUCUCCGGGUUGAUCCUCAUGGCUGUUGCAAUGCCGGAAGCUCCAAAACAGACUUCCCAAGCACUCCGAGGAUUUACUGAUCUUGGUAGUGAGUCUAUGCUUGAAUUGGAGUAUGGCAGUGCUCAAGAUUGCCAGGAAUUGGGCAAUUUCGUGGGAGAUUUGCUGUCAAAAAGGCGCUACCGUUGGAUUUCCAGAAAGAAGGCCAUUUAUUGUAUGCUGGACAACUUGCUUCCAGAACUUUCUGCAGACGCCGGCGAUCAUUUGGAGGAUUUGCAGCGACUCAUGAAGCAUGUCGAGCUGAUCCGAAAGGACUUUCAGUCCGUACAAAGCAGAGAUUGCUGAUGCGACGUGCUGCACGAUUGAUUCUACCAAGAUGUCAAUAGAAAGAAAAGGUGUCGCCACACAGGCUUCAUUGCUUCGGUGCUAUUGUGAUGACACGUGAUGACUAAACUACAGGUCCUUUGACUCUUUGAGCUUCAGCAUCAUGGUUGUAAGACGGA
Messenger RNA from Durusdinium trenchii, 3504 nucleotides. The record is from the annotation of a GenBank genome assembly. Lineage: Eukaryota; Dinophyceae; Suessiales; Symbiodiniaceae.